GGAGGCUGUAAAGAGACUGUGAAAGCAUUCCAGAGUAGUGAGAGAGACCAGGGAGCAGAAGGAAAGGAGGCCCCACCCCCACCCCGCCUCCAAGGCCAACCGUGGGCUCAAGGGGAAGAGGCCGGCUGCACACUCGUCUACUCUGGCCCCACUUUCCAGGCUGCCAUGGGGCCCAGCACUCCUGUCCUCAUCUUGUUCCUUUUGUCAUGGCUGGGACACCUUCAAGGACAGCAGCACCACCUUGUGGAGUACAUGGAACGCCGACUAGCUGCCUUAGAGGAACGGCUGGCCCAGUGCCAGGACCAGAGCAGUCGGCAUGCUGCUGAGCUGCGGGACUUCAAGAACAAGAUGCUGCCGUUGCUGGAGGUGGCAGAGAAGGAGCGGGAGGCCCUCAGGACUGAGGCUGACACCAUCUCAGGAAGAGUGGACCGUCUGGAGCGGGAGGUUGACUAUUUAGAGACCCAAAACCCAUCUCUACCCUGUGUCGAAUUAGAUGAGAAGGUAACCGGAGGCCCAGGGACCAAGGGCAAGGGCAGAAGAAAUGAGAAAUAUGAUAUGGUAUCGGACUGUGGAUACACAAUCUCUCAGGUGAGAUCAAUGAAGAUCCUGAAGCGGUUCGGUGGCCCAGCUGGUCUAUGGACCAAGGAUCCCUUGGGGCCAACAGAGAAAAUCUAUGUGUUAGAUGGAACACAGAAUGACACGGUAUUUGUCUUCCCAAGGCCACGUGACUUCACCCUUGCCAUGGCUGCCCGGAAAGCUUCCCGAGUGCGGGUGCCCUUUCCCUGGGUAGGCACAGGGCAGCUUGUAUAUGGUGGCUUUCUGUAUUAUGCCCGGAGGCCUCCUGGAGGACCAGGAGGAGGUGGUGAGUUGAACACUUUGCAGCUCAUCAAAUUCCACCUGGUCAACCGAACAGUGGUGGACAGCUCAGUAUUCCCAGCAGAGGGCUUGAUCCCUCCCUACGGGCUGACAGCAGACACGUACAUUGACCUGGCAGCUGAUGAAGAGGGCCUUUGGGCUGUCUAUGCCACCCGGGAGGAUGACAGGCACUUGUGUCUGGCCAAGUUAGAUCCACAGACACUGGACACAGAGCAGCAGUGGGACACGCCGUGUCCCAGAGAGAACGCCGAGGCUGCCUUCGUCAUCUGUGGGACCCUGUACGUCGUCUAUAACACCCGCCCUGCCAGUCGGGCCCGCAUCCAGUGCUCCUUUGAUGCCAGCGGCACCCUGACCCCCGAACGGGCAGCACUCCCUUAUUUCCCCCGUCGAUACGGUGCCCACGCCAGCCUGCGCUAUAACCCCCGAGAGCGCCAGCUCUAUGCCUGGGAUGAUGGCUACCAGAUCGUCUAUAAGCUGGAGAUGAAGAAGAAAGAGGAGGAAGUUUGAGGACCUAGCCUUGGUUUUUGAAUCUCCACCCUCAUACACUUAAACCCCACUAAAUUUCCUGCCCCUCAUUCUGCAAAUGUGGGCAAGUUGUGGUGCCCAUCCCCUACUUUUUAGCCAGUGGCGACCAAAUUCUCACAUCCCCUUCGUCUCCAGAUUUUGAGUAAUGUUUUCAGAGCUGAAGAGUGAAAACACUAAACGUUCGCUCUUGCUCUCCUGCCCUGUGUCCACAAAUUUCAGGCCAAGGUCGACCUUGCGAGUUCUGACUCUCACAAGGAGUCAACCCUAGGAGCAGGUGGCAGUAUUUCCUGGCCUCAGUUUGACUUAACGGCAGAGAGGAAUAGGAGAAGGAGACUUCAACCCUGCCCUCCCCUCCUGCCUUCAGUGUCCGGGAGAGUGGGCUUUUUUCCACAUUAUUUUGUAUUAUAACAUUUCACAUUAAAAGGAAAAGCCACUA
Tupaia belangeri chinensis (Chinese tree shrew) is the source of this 1837-nucleotide messenger RNA. RefSeq names its product olfactomedin like 3 (gene OLFML3). The record is from RefSeq and is a predicted model, not a curated record. Lineage: Eukaryota; Metazoa; Chordata; Mammalia; Scandentia; Tupaiidae. Bases 166 to 1383 code for a protein of 405 amino acids. Gene Ontology annotation, biological process: signal transduction. The transcript has 3 exons.